Molecule: messenger RNA, 327 nt
Organism: Darwinula stevensoni
Lineage: Eukaryota; Metazoa; Arthropoda; Ostracoda; Podocopida; Darwinulidae
Source: the annotation of a GenBank genome assembly
AUGCUGAAGUGUGAAAAAGAGGAAUGGGUACGUGGGCGUUAUCCGCAACAGGGUUGCCCAGAGAUGGCGUUGGUCCCGAGACUCCACGGGCUUCUCGAAGGCUGGAGUCCACUUCAGUUUGAACCUCCGUGGCGGAAGGAGCGCUGGCUGCAGGGCGAAGGACAAAACGAACCGAUCGGGCGUUAUCCGCAACAGGGUUGCCCAGAGAUGGCGUUGGUCCCGAGACUCCACGGGCUUCUCGAAGGCUGGAGUCCACUUCAGUUUGAACCUCCGUGGCGGAAGGAGCGCUGGCUGCAGGGCGAGGGACAAAACGAACCGAUCGGGUAA